This is a messenger RNA of Chironomus riparius, 4196 nucleotides long. NCBI's taxonomy places the organism in Eukaryota, Metazoa, Arthropoda, Insecta, Diptera, Chironomidae. The record is from the annotation of a GenBank genome assembly.
UUUUUAAAGGAAAUUCUUCAAAUUGAUUUAAUUUUUUGUGUUUAAUUUGUAUCUUAUUGUCAAAAGUGAAUAAUAAAGUGCAUUUUAAGGCUCAUUAAGACUAAGCCAAGUCAAGGAAUUCAAGAGAGAUUCUCGUAAUUUGGAAAAAAAUGAGAUGUGUGUAAAAAUAUUUCUUUGAAUGUAAGGAAAGAAAAAAAAAAAGAUGAAAGAAUAAGAAAUCACAAAAAUGUAUAAGUAAAAAAAAAGAGAAUAAGAAGCAGAAGAGGCAGCAAAGAAGAAGAGAAAAUAUCUUGAAAGUCUGCAAGAAGUAAUAAUAACUUUCCUAGAUUUGUGUUGGUAUAUUUCAUGUUUUUGUGGCCGUAGAGCAAAAAAAAAUAUAGAAAAAAUAAUAAAUAUAUAGACGUGCUGAGAGAAAUUAAGUGCAAGUGUAUAAAAAAUUUAGAGACAUUGGAUAUUGACGAUUGGAAUUAAGAUUGAUGAAUGAAAAGAAAAUAAGAAAAAAUUUAUGAGUACAUAAGAGCAAUCAAACAGGACUGACCAACAAGCAGAAUCGCUCAUUUUGGAAAAGGAUACAAUUGACCUACAUUGUCAUCAAUCAAUAUCGCAAUAAAAAGACGCCCACAACCCACAGCACAAAAGAAACAGAAGUAGAAAUAUAGAUGCAUUCAUCUAGUCACUGAUUUAAUUUUGUUUGAUACAAAGUUGUUACAAUAAAGAAGAAAAUAAGACAGUUACACAAUCACAUGUGCAGCAGUAAGUUAAAGAACAAGGGAAAGACGAAGGAAGUGAAAUUUUUAUUGGAUAAUUGAAGUUUGAUCAAGACAGACCAUAAAAUUGAAGAACAAAGGAAGGAAAGAAGAUAAUUAAUAACAAUCGGUCAUAUCCAUAAAUAUAGCAACACAAACAAAACCACAAAACAAUAUGUCUAAUGAUGAAGUUCGAUGGUGCGAUAAUGAGAAAAAGAAUGACAGGAUUGACAGUACAACGAGUAACAAUGUCAAUGCCUCAUAUACAUUUCUUUCCGUUUAUCACAUAAACAACAAUAACAUCGUCCAUGACGACGACAGUAACAAAGAUGAUGAUCAAAUUAAUGUAAUUAAUAUUCAUAAGCACCGUAAUAUUCAUAUAAAACGUGAUAGUAGAAAUAAUUAUAAUUUUUAUGAUGAUUAUGAUAAUUCCACUGAUUCCACAACAAGAUCAACGUGUCAGUAUCAUCAUUCACAUCAGCAACAUGAUCACCAUCAAAAGCAUUCAUCAACAUAUAGAAGAAAAUAUUAUCAAAUUGUCAAUGUAUGUCUCAUCGUUAUGCUGCAUGUUUUAUGUAAUUUCCUUGUAACUAGUGUAAAUUGUGAUGAAAUAAUGGAUUCUGUUGGAGCACGUGGACAUUUUACACACACAUGGGCUGUGCACAUUCCCGGCGGUGAGAACGUAGCCAAACUGGUUGCUGAUGAUCACGGGAUGAUUUUUAGAGGAAGGAUAAUUGACGAUCAUUAUCAUAUGGAGCAUCGAUCAAUAGCGAAACGAUCAAUAUCACCAUCACAUCAUCACCAAAGACGCCUCAAUGAAGACAAUAGAGUGGUGUGGUCGAAACAGCAAACGGCAAAGUCGAGACAAAAGCGCGACUUUACACGACUGAAACCAAAAUCAGUUUCGAAACUCCUUAAUGAUCCAAAAUGGUCUAGCAUGUGGUAUUUAAAUCGCGGAGAUGGCUUAGACAUGAAUGUUGUACCAGCAUGGCGUGAAGGAAUCACUGGAAAAGGUGUUGUUGUAACGAUAUUGGAUGAUGGAUUGGAGACGGAUCAUCCUGAUUUGGAGCGAAAUUAUGACCCGGAGGCAAGUUGGGAUGUAAAUAGUCAUGAUGCUGAUCCAAUGCCCCACUAUGAUAUGACUGAUUCAAAUCGUCACGGGACACGAUGUGCUGGUGAAGUUGCAGCGACUGCUAAUAAUUCACUUUGUGCCGUUGGAAUUGCCUAUAGUGCAAGAGUCGGUGGUGUUCGUAUGCUUGAUGGAGAUGUGACAGAUUCAGUUGAGGCGAUGUCAUUGGGAUUAAAUCCUCAACACAUUGAUAUAUAUAGCGCAUCAUGGGGUCCUGAUGAUGAUGGAAAGACAGUUGAUGGACCGGGUGAAAUGGCAACGAAAGCAUUUAUUGACGGCGUGACAAAAGGUCGAGCUGGAAAAGGUAGUAUUUUUGUGUGGGCAUCAGGAAAUGGUGGUCGAGAACAAGAUAACUGCAACUGUGAUGGAUAUACAAAUUCAAUAUGGACAUUGUCAAUUUCAAGUGCUACAGAAUACGGUGACAUUCCAUGGUAUUCCGAAAAAUGUAGUUCAACGCUCGCCACAACAUAUAGUAGUGGUCAACAAAAUGAGAAGCAAGUCGUGACGACAGAUUUACAUCAUAUGUGUACAUCAUCACACACUGGAACGUCAGCAUCAGCGCCAUUGGCUGCUGGCAUCGUUGCAUUAGCAUUAGAAGCAAAUCCUAAUUUGACAUGGCGUGAUAUGCAGCAUAUAGUUGUUCGUACCGCCAAUCCAGCAAAUUUAGGCAAGUCAUCAAAUGAAUGGACAGUAAAUGGAGUGGGACGAAAAGUUUCCCAUUCCUUUGGAUAUGGAUUGAUGGAUGCGGCAGCAAUGGUUCGUUUAGCACGUGUUUGGGAAACUGUACCAGAGCAGCAGCGUUGUGAAAUUCACAGCCCACAUUUGGACAAGCCAAUUCCACCGAAAAGAAAUGUAACAUUUACAUUAAAAGUAGAUCAUUGUAAAGGCGUCAAUUUUUUGGAGCAUAUACAGGCGAGAAUAACAUUAACAACCCAACGUCGUGGUGAUAUUGUGAUAUAUUUAACAUCGCCAUCUGGCACACGAACGUGCUUAUUGACGGAGAGAGUUCACGAUAUAUCCCGCUCAGGCUUCGGUGAUUGGCCGUUCAUGACUGUUCAUCAGUGGGGUGAGGCGCCACAUGGUACCUGGGAGCUGGAAAUUCACAAUAAAGGACGUUAUAUGGGUCAAAUAACACAAUGGAAUCUAAUAUUUUAUGGGACAAGUGACCCACCCCAAAGGAAUGAUCCACCUCGUUAUCCAAGUGGCAAUAAUAAGAAGACUGUCAAUGAUUUCAUUCACAAUUCAUUGGAAAAUUCACAAUGGGGCUUUAUAACGCAAGAUGUUGCAGAAAUGGGAUCUCACUCAGAUGUUCAACGAACUGUUGAUGAUGACUUAACCAGUUCCGCAUGCUUACAUUAUUCCGAUAACAAUAAAAGCUUUUGUUUAGAAUGUGCACAUCAAACCUUUAUAUUCGAUGGAAGAUGCUAUAAUACAUGUCCCGAGCGUUCAUUUAUCGUGCCAGAGAAAGUAUCUGAGAAUAUUGAGUCAAAAGGAUUAUCCGUAAAGAAGAGACGGCAUGCGAUGAAUAUUGAUGAGUUUGAUAGCUUAGACGAUAUCAUUGGCAAGACGAAUAGAGCAAUUUCAUCAUCAGAAUCAUCCAUUACUCCACAGAAGCUAUGUGGAUCAUGUCAUGAUGUCUGUUCAAAAUGUAAUGGUCCCACUGAAAAUGACUGCCUGACGUGCGACUCCGAUUAUAAUCAAAUCAUUAUUGGAUCACGGAUUAUAUGUCAUCGAAAAGCGAACGAUGACGAAAAUAUCAAUUCGUCGGCAACGGCAACGAUGAUGGCACCGGAAAUUGUAAAUGAUGGAAACAAAUCAGUCCUUAAUAGCAUCACAAAUCAACUGAAAAAUUAUUCUAUCGAGAAAAUUGUCCUCAUUAGUUCAAUGAUUGGAAUUUUGUUAAUGAUUAUAUCCAUUUGCAUUUACCUCGUCUACAUUAAAUGUGAUUGUGACAUUUUAUCAACUGUUUACGGUAAGACUAAACAGCUUUUAUGUCGAGUAUCGUCGAAAAAUUCAACUGGUGUUGAGCGGGAGAAAUAUUCAUAUAAUAUUGUGGAAAUGGAGGAACGAUCUCCAUUGACAACCGUCCAACCUGAUUCUCAAAUUUUACAUGGUGUUUAUCAUGACGAUGACGAUGAUGACGAGGAUUCCGAUAUUUCAGAAACAUGAGGAAAGACAACGCAUUUUAUCGUUCCAUUGAACAAGCAUUUUAAUUCAAUUUUACAUUCUAAUUUAAUUAGCGUUUCUACUUGUGUGGAAAUUUAUUAGCCAAUGGGAAGAUUUUGUCAGAUUCUUUUGCAUUUAUCGAUUUUCAAUUUUAA